Miscanthus lutarioriparius is the source of this 2682-nucleotide messenger RNA. The record is from the annotation of a GenBank genome assembly. Lineage: Eukaryota; Viridiplantae; Streptophyta; Magnoliopsida; Poales; Poaceae.
AUGGGGCGCCCAAAGGGUGGCGCCGCUUCCUCCUCCUCGAAGAAGCCGAAGCCGAAGCAGAAACAGCGAGGCGGCGUCGACUUCAAGAAGUACAAGCAUAAGGUCGGGCGCAAGCUUCCGCCGCCGAAGAAUGCCACCAACACGGAGAUCAAGUCCAAAGCUAUCGUGCUGCCGGAGCAGAGCAUGGCCUCGGAGAGGAUGGGCAUGGCAGUGAACAAGCGCGGGCUCACGCUGCGGGAGCUCCUGCAGCAGACAGGGCACUACAAUGCCAAUGUGCGUCGAGCUGCACUGAAUGGAAUAAAGGACAUUAUUGUCAAGCACCCAACAGAGCUUAAACUGCACAAGGUUGCUAUAAUUGAGAAGCUUCAGGAAAGGAUAUGCGAUACCGACAAGGUGGUCCGUGAAUCACUAUACAAUGUACUGCAGUCUCUGAUCUUCCCAUCUUUGAAAGAGGAUAAUGCUAUAUCUAUGCGGAGUACACUGUUUUUGCUGAUGGCUAAUAUUCUGAAUGGAACGACCCAUCUCUCUGUGGAUAUCCAGUUAAUGGCUUUCAGAUUUUUGGAGCUUGUGGUUCUUAAUUUCCCAUCAUCCUUUUCUAGUUAUGCUGAACAGACCUUCAACAACUUUGUUGCCGUACUGAGCAAUGACAGAAUCAACCUACAUGAUAGGAAUAAACUUAACAGUGUCCUUAGUGGGCUUGGGCACUGCAUUUCCUUGGUUGCUAAAGCGAUAGAAAAUGAUGAUACAUCAAAUCAACAGGCUCAUAACCUCUCUGCAAGGGAACUUUGGAAAUUUACCACUGAUGAAGACAGCGCAGGAGGGGCAUUUUCAAUGUCCAAUUUAUUAGUGAAGCUUCAGAACCUUGUCCAGAUCCUCAUUAAUUCUGUAGAGGUUUCAGCUUCAGAUCUCUGUGCAAAGUCAGCUCUUGAUGCUCAGUCAAGUGAAGCGUUGCUAUCAGCCCUUCAUUGUCUGGAUCUAAUAUGUAGGAUAUUUGUUCAUGAGGUGAAGAAACCUCAGUUGAAAUUCCCCAUAUCCAAAACUCAGUGUGGGCCUGACUGGUUGAGAAGUUCCUUACUGGUACAUCUAAAGAAUUUAUGGGGAGUGAAGCGUUUGUUUCAUGGAAAGGGAGACGACAAAUUUUUCAUUUUCAAUUUAAGGAUUGCUGAAAUAUUUCUGCGCUCGAAUGUAUGGAUAGAUAACACUGUGUUUUCAGCUGAAGAAUUCUGCCUUUUUGUGUCUUCUCUGUUCGCAAAGGCAAAAACACUUCGCAAUAAGGAUCUCAUCGAGAUGUAUUUGAGCCCACUUAUAACUUGCAUUCCAGGUCUUAUAUCCAAUGCCCCAGAUGACUCAAAAGGCUAUUUGUUGGAGGCAUUUACGGACUCAUUUAGAGAUUGCAAAGUGGAUUGCAAGCUAAUGUUGCCAUAUUUGGAUGCAGUUGGAGAAAUGCUGCUUCCUGAGAAAACAGGCAUAUGGCUUGCUGAAAAUGAUUCAGGUGUGUUGGGCUAUCAUGACGCAUGGAUACAGGAGCUACCUGGAAUUUUGCUACAAUCAAUUGAUAAAGCCCCCUUAGUUACAAAGGUUGCUUUGGAGCUUCUUCUAAGAAUUGGGCAAUACUUCCCCACAGUGGACUGUGGAAGCCUGCGCCCCUUCAUAAAGUUAUUUGGUGUUGAAUCAUUACCAGGAACUAUGGAUCUUGGUCCUUUUGUUAAACUUCCUCGUGAUUGCCAAGAAUUUGCCAUUUCAUGCCUUUAUUAUUUCCCCAGUCUGCUCCCUGACAUUGUUGGGCCAUUGGCCUCAGCUUGCUUAAGUGAUGUGCUGGAACCCACCAUACUGUUCAGGGUCAUUGAGGUCCUACAGUCAACAUACAAGGCUGGUAGUUUACAUAUAACAGAGCAACUCAGUUUCUUGUUGCUGCUAAUGGCAAGAUUCAGAGUUCAUCCUGGGGACUUAGUUACUCUGGAGGGUUCUAGCAAGGUCUCAAAUUGGGAUACUUUCAAGUCGUUGAAUCACCUAAUUUUGACUUCCCUAUCUGAAAUGGGCGAUGGCUCUCUGGUCCUUGAAUUGAUAUGGAAUAACUUAUCUAAUGCAAUUGCUCAAAAACCAUCGUUGCAUAACAUGAAUGGUUUGUUUAGAAUUAUUGUUACACUUGAUGCUGGAACUAGUAAGCUCAUGAAUGGAGAUGUUGUAAAGCUUAUAGCUGGUUACUUGGUUGAUGCAUCUUUGGAUCUGUCUAAAACCAUUCAAUUUGGUUUUCAACCCGAUAAGACAAGACUAUUUCAGUACUUUAUCAAGCCAUGCACCAUCAUGUUUGACAAGAAUGACAAGGUUCUUUGCAGCACAUUGGAGAUACUCAAAUCUUUUGUAACAGGAGAUGAUCAUCUACUUUCAUCUCUCUCCAACUUAAACUACCCAGGAGAGCUGUCAUGUAGAGUUUGUGUUGUCACAACCAUACUCAUUUUCUUAUGCAAUGACCAGAAACUCCAUAGGAAUCUUUCUCAUGGCAAAUCUGUUAUUAAAGGCAUCCUGGAAUAUAUAAGGCAUCAGCUGGAUUCUAGUGUGCCUGAUGUAACACAUGCAGAAAAACAAAAGUUAAAAUCUGCUUUUGAGCAACUCAAGACCAAAGCGUUGCAGUUGAAUUGCUGGGCUAGAAGUGAGCUUGAGGGGCUUUCAAGUGCUACAUGA